Messenger RNA from Phialemonium atrogriseum, 2544 nucleotides. Its product is annotated as oxidoreductase-like protein. Gene Ontology annotation, biological process: mitochondrial electron transport, NADH to ubiquinone; mitochondrial respiratory chain complex I assembly. Gene Ontology annotation, molecular function: 4 iron, 4 sulfur cluster binding; NADH dehydrogenase activity. Bases 1 to 2544 code for a protein of 847 amino acids. Gene Ontology annotation, cellular component: membrane. The record is from RefSeq and is a predicted model, not a curated record. The transcript is spliced from 8 exons. NCBI's taxonomy places the organism in Eukaryota, Fungi, Ascomycota, Sordariomycetes, Cephalothecales, Cephalothecaceae.
AUGGCGGCAAAUUUGGAAGCCAAAUCCCUCUCGUCGCUCAAUUUCCUGGCGGCAAACCCACCCCAGUAUCCCGUGAACCCGACUGAGCAACCUCGCGAAUCCCUGGUACUGUACAUAUCGCGGGUCCCGGGGACCCGAGACAUCAUACUCUCGACGUUUAAGCCGCAGGUCAAGAAUGUCACGGCAGCAGACGUCACCAACUCUCUUUACUAUGUCCACUUGGAUCUACCGUCCGACGAGCUACUUGUGCCUCCAGCCCCCACCAGAGACGAACGGUCAAGCAGCGACAGUGCACCGAGCGCGAUCCCAAGGAAGCCUCUGCCGCCCACAGCCAAGGUCUCCAAGCUCGCCAGCGAUACUUCAGAGACAGGGGGGCCGAAGCCGCCCCUCGAAAGGCCCCCAUCACCUGCCUACAACUCUACGGGCGAGCAGAGAUCUCCCGAACCCCCGCGCCACGGUUCCCAGCUCUCUCCACGCCCACCUACACAAUAUCCAUCACCACUCCCCUCACCCGUGACCCGGAAGCCCCUCGGGCCUCGGCCCCUACCCACGGGCGCAUCUCCCGUGCCGAACAAAGACCGCCCGUCAACGCCAAACUCGCAGCCCUUCAAAACCGACUACGACCUUACCCGGCCUCCCGAACUUGGCACCUUCCCCAGCCUCGACAACGCAACCCGGAUGCCUCCCCACUCCCACCACCCCCCUGCCAGCCGUUCCCCCUCUCCGAGCAAGUCCCGUGGCCGGGGGCCGUCCUUUGUGCCCUUCUCCCUGACACUCAUACGCCGCGACCCGGUCUCGGGCAACCAAUGGAACGUCGGCAAGGUGUCGUCCUUACAGACCGCCGCCGCCGCCGCCGCCGCCUCGGCCCUUCCCCCCACCGAGACCGCCGACCCGGUGGACGGCCAGCCCAAGAUCGACGUCCGCCUCGACAACUCGGGCUACGCCAAGUUCAGGGGGAUGCCGACGCAGGCGAGCAUCGACGCCCUGCGAUCCACGAGCGCGAUCUCGCUACCGCCGCCGCCGCCGCGCCCCGACGAUCCCCCGAAGACAGACCGUAUGGUCGAGCACGGCUUCGCCAGACAGGUGGUCAUGAGCUACUCCAAGAGCUGGACCACCAACCUCAAGCACACCUUCCACAGGCGCGACCGCCCGCGCAGCAGCGUCCCCGGCCCGGACGCCCACCACCCACCCGACGACCUGCCGCUGCCCCCGCCGCCGGGCGCGCACCAUCACCACUCGCGCCACGGCAGCGCCGCGUCCGCGACCUCGGUGGAGUCGUGGGCGUCGGGGGCCGGCGUGGGCACCGCAGCCGACGACGAUGCCGGGGGAGGCGCUUCGCCGCCGCAACCGCUCGUCACGCGGCCCGGCCCGGGCCUCAAGGCUAAGGGCUACGUGUUCGCGAGCCCCUGGGACGGCCGGUGCGAGUUCCGGACCGGAAACGCGGGGAGGAGCCUCAAGUGCCGGCACGUGCUGCUGCACCCCGGCGGAGCGAACGGUGGCGGCUCGGGUCUCGGCGGCGGAGGUGGGGGGGUAGGUAGUGGUGGGAUGGGACACGAGGGAGGGUCGGGGGCGAGGCCGGUCAGUGAGCUGCGGUUUAACUUGCCGAGCGGGGAUUUGUUUUCGUCCGCCGGGGACGGUUCUCAUUCGAGGCAUCUGCAUGAUCAGUUUGAUGGGCUGUUGAAGCAGCUGGGUCACAGGCAUCGGGAUGGUGUCGACGAGGACGAGGGUGAUCCCCUGGACCUGACUCUGGGGCGUGAGAAGGCUGGGGGAGGGAAUCGGGGGAAGAGAGCGAAACUUGGGAAACUGAUUAUCCAUGACGAGGGGCUGAAGAUGAUGGAUCUGGUCGUUGCUGCCAACGUGGGGGUGUGCGCCGCCACGAUGCUGUGCGCCCGCCCGCUGGCCCGGACUGCCGUCCUCGCGCGCGCGGCGCCGUCCGCGUAUGCCGCCACCUCCUCCGUCUGGGGUAUCAACAGCAGGAGGGGCUACGCCACGCCGUCGGGCCCGCCGCCGAGGGGGUUCCGGCUCAGGCCGCAGCCCGAGUGGGAUCAGGAGAAGGAGAGCACCGUCGACAGGGUCGGAAAGUACUUCUUGCUCUCCGAGAUGGCCCGCGGCAUGUACGUGCUCAUGGAGCAGUUCUUCCGCCCGCCGUACACUAUCUACUACCCAUUCGAGAAGGGACCAAUCUCUCCCCGAUUCCGUGGUGAACACGCUCUCCGACGAUACCCCUCUGGCGAGGAGCGAUGCAUCGCCUGCAAGCUGUGCGAAGCGAUCUGCCCUGCCCAGGCAAUUACCAUCGAGGCCGAAGAGCGAUCCGACGGCUCCCGACGAACCACCCGCUACGAUAUCGACAUGACCAAGUGCAUCUACUGCGGCUUCUGCCAGGAAUCUUGCCCCGUGGACGCCAUUGUCGAGUCACCCAAUGCGGAAUAUGCUACCGAGACUCGUGAGGAAUUGCUGUACAACAAGGAGAAACUGCUCGCCAAUGGAGACAAGUGGGAGCCCGAGUUGGCAGCAGCCAUCAGGGCAGAUGCGCCAUACAGGUAA